Molecule: messenger RNA, 859 nt
Organism: Calidris pugnax (ruff)
Lineage: Eukaryota; Metazoa; Chordata; Aves; Charadriiformes; Scolopacidae
Gene: VOPP1
Product: vesicular, overexpressed in cancer, prosurvival protein 1
Exons: 5
Coding region: 1-546 (181 amino acids)
Cellular component (GO): cytoplasmic vesicle membrane
Source: RefSeq, a predicted model, not a curated record
AUGUCCCGCAAGGCCGCGGCCGUGCGCGAUGGGAUAACGCAGCUUGAGGUGAUGGAGCUCCCGGAGCUACGUCUGCAGCGAAGACGUAGUUGUACAGAGGCCAAAAAGCAUUGCUGGUACUUUGAAGGAUUAUAUCCUACAUAUUAUAUAUGUCGUUCCUAUGAGGAUUGCUGCGGUUCGAGGUGCUGUGUAAGAGCUCUCUCUAUCCAGCGACUAUGGUAUUUUUGGUUCCUUUUGAUGAUGGGAGUUUUGUUCUGUUGUGGAGCUGGUUUCUUUAUCCGAAGGCGGAUGUACCCUCCUCCACUAGUAGAAGAACCUACUUUUAAUGUGUCUUACACCAGACAACCAGUCAACACUGCAUCAGGGGCACAGCAGCCCGGCGUGCCGUACUACACCGACCCAGGUGGACCCGUGAUGAACCCCAUGGCUAUGGCUUUCCACGUCCAGCCCAACUCCCCGCAAGGAAACCCGGUUUAUCCCCCGCCGCCUUCCUACUGCAACACGCCGCCUCCCCCCUACGAGCAGGUGGUGAAAUCCUCCACGUGAGGACUCUCUGGCUCUCGGACCUGACUGUGUGAGAAGAAGGUGCAAAAUUGCAAAAUGACAGAGAUGUGGAGGGCACCCGCCCUUUCUGAACACUUGCUAGUUCUCCGACUCCUCUCUCCCUCCCUUCCCUGCACCUUUCCUCGUUAAAGUUACAUGCAAAGGGGUGAUUUUUAAAAUUUUUUUCUUUUUUUUUUUUUCUUUUUUUUUUUUUUUUUUUUUUUUUUUUUAGUAGAAGUGGAUUUUUUUCUUUGUCUUCAAAAUGAGAGAAGUUGUCUUUGUAAUGCUUUUAAUGGAAACCUAUAUUUAAAACCUG